AUGUCUUAUCCUGAUAUCUCCAAACUCAGGAUACAGGAUCAUGCUUAUCCAAAUGACGACAAUAAGACCAACGGUCUACUGAAGGAACAUACUCGUACGCCCACCCUAAACGGCGCGAACGGACACGACCCGCCCCCUCCGAACGGCGUAAAUGGAAAUGAAGAAGACCCCUACAUGCGGAAAUUGAAGCUCUACGCACAGUCGCUUCCGUACGACAUAGAGCCAUACUCUACAGCCUUAGAAAUCUUUGACAUCAUGCUGUUGCGCCUAACGGAAUGCGUCGAGGCCAAGGACUAUGAUGUGGGCUUGCUUCAAUGGGAGAGCAUGAUAGGCUACUGGACGAUGUUGAAGUAUCCUAUACCGAAGGAAAGAAGGAUCAAGCUAGCGAAGAUAUUCUUCCAUUUGAGCGUUACCCCCGGGAUGCCCACGCAAAUAGUUGCUGUCUGCGCGGACGCUUUCAAGACCUUUACGCGAUCAAAGAACAAGCUGAGUAUUGAAGACAUGAGGCUGCCGUGGAUGCCUAUAUACACUCUCCUCAAGGAGGACCUCUUCUUAAGCAGGAGGCAAUUUGAGUAUACGCAACUAUCCUGGUGUCUAGGUUACAUAGCAGAGAAUUCUCGGCGGUUCUUUCAUCCUGCUGCCAUUGAAGAGAUGCUGUCGACCUUCGUUCCCCUCAUAAAUGGGACAGACCUUGACAGCGUUUUGUCCGCGCAAUAUUAUCUUCUUACCUUCUUGCCCGUCUCCCACCCACAGUCAUACCUACCCAUGCUUUCUCGCCUUUGGGAAUCAGUGAAUUCCUACAAGUAUGACAACAGAAUGCUGCAAUUCCUCUCCACUCUGGCGGAGCUACAUGUAGACCCUUCUAUCAGUGACCCUCGCCGAAUCUUAGAGAUCCCAGACGAUUCACGAUCAGAGGGAGAGGGACGUCCGAAAUGGAGUGGCAACAAUGAAGAGCCCAGCAAGGAAGCACACUGGCCAGGGAUCUACAAAGACGUCGGAAUAUUCAGUGAAUACGAGUGGAGCCUUCUCAUGUGUAAAUGUUUAUCGUCCAUGGAGUUACCGCUAGCUGACGGUGGCUCCCUGACCACCGGCCCUUCUGCUGAUGCACAAGUUGGAUUUGAAAUUGGUCGCUUGCCAAAGCCAAGUUGGAGAAUAUCUUCUCUGGCUCGCAUUAUCGUGUACUCAAUGGCCACUGAUGGUGUACCGACACCCGCAUCAAAUAUGCCUACACCGUUUUAUACGCCCUCAGCCUCAGGUUCAAGCACGCCUCAAAUCCAGACGAGUACAUUGGGAGAAUUUCUCGCUGCACCACUCGGGAAGAAGUCCAGCAAGUCUUACUUGGCUGGCUCCAAGGCUCUGGACUCUUUAGUUAGAAUGAUUGCUUCGACAGAAAGUUUCUUUCACCCAUCAAACUCAGGUGCUUGGACGGCAGAUCUCUGCGCGUUUAUCAAGUGUAUUGUAUUCGAUUUCAAUAAGCGGUGGCACGAAGAAGAGAAGGCUGACUGCAAAACGCCGAUGAAUCGGCGCUUGACACGAUCAAUGCGAAGAGAGCUCGUGAAGUCUCUCCGGACGGUAGCGCUCCUUGCUAUAUUUUCUCAAGAUCCUGACACCGUGUCCAACAUACAAAGUUGUAUGAAAUCUAUGAGUCUCAUGGAGCCUGAUUUGAUCCUGCUGCCAAUAUUGGAGAGGGCCGUGCCCUCGUUGGAAGCGUUAGUAGAGACUCAGCGCACGAUGGCCAUAAUCAAGGCUCUAGGGGCAGUCGUUCCCUCACUUGCAUCCCGGCAAGUGUAUUAUGGUGGGGCGAAGCAUCUCGUCAACAUCAUGCACCUACUAGUCCCCGGCAUUGACUUAAACGAUCCAACGAAAACAUUAUGUACAACGGCCUUCCUAGCGGAAGUAUCGCAAUACAUUUGCUUCGGUGACCUGACUGCUGGCGAAUAUCCAAGCAAACUCCUCGAUACAGAGCCCACCCUCCCCCAAGAUAGUUCUCCUUCUCCCCCGAGCCUGGACCUUUCUGACCUGGAGGGACUCGAUUCGGAAGAACCGAGACUAUCUAUGGCAGAGGAGGAUGCAUUGCUUAAGACAACCACUGGUGAAUUUGCCGAAUGGAUUACUAACUUUGUUCGCCGGGUCAUACAAUUGCUUGAAAAUCUUCCCGAAGAGGGAAUGAAUGGUUCAAGCGGUGGCGUGUCCGAAGUCCAAGUAGUAGACGCGGUAGCUGGCGCUUGCCGCCAAAUUUGUGUUCAUCUCUCAGAACCACUUUAUGACCUUGUCUUAAACAUGGUGUUUAACUAUGCGAGUACAACAGUCCGGUCGAACGCCGUCCGAGCGAUCCACCAACUUGUGGAGUGUGUUGCGAAUGCUGAUCCCGAGAAGACCCUCGCCAAGUUCUUCGACAUGUGUUACAACAAUAUUCAAGUCGAGCUAGAGCAUGGAGCCAGUUCGUUAAGAACGACCGCUGCCUCGUCCCCUCUCCCCUCCGAUGCCACUUUGCAUUGGAACUUGGCCAUCAUGCGUGGCACAGUUUACAACGACGGCCGUGCUGUAUUGAAAUAUCAAGACAAGUUCAUGACGUUAUUGCGUUUACUGCGCGACAAAACUUUCUCCAAGCGGGGAUAUUCAUGGAGUGGUAAAUUGCUCUGUAGCAUGUUGCUCACAUUGUCGCAUACAUACCCUCUGGAAAACAGAUUCGUCAAUCCUGAUGAAUGGACAAGUGAAGACUUUCGUCGCAAUCAUCAUAAAUACUGGGGCAAGCUUUACACAAUGGAUGAAGUCAAGUUCUCCUGGCAUGUUCCGUCGAAAGAAGAGAUCGAUUUUAUUCUUAGACUAUUUCGAGAGUUGAUAGAACCUACACUAGCCCGUUUGGAAGGACUUCUGGCUCCAGGCAUACCAAGAGAUGCAGUUUGGAGGAAUGACUUCUGUCGGCUUUUGUGCUUUGUGCGGAACGCAUUUGCUGGUAUCCCUACGCUUGCGAGGGAGGAACCCCUCACCACUGGAGACAUACGCAGUAAAGCAGCCGAGAGUGAUAUACUCGACGAGAUACCAGAGAUGAUAGCGCUUGUGGACCCGGUCAACGCUGGCUUCGCAUUAGCAGAUACUUCGGACUCUCGUCAUAGGUACAUCACCACCUUAAGGCGCCGCUUCGGUUGGUUCCUACACAACGCUUCGCUCUCUCUGCUCAAGCAAGGGGAAGAGAACACCGUAGAUGCCGUUAAUGCACUUGUACGGUCGAUCAGGGUAUACAUGCUUGAAUAUGGCGAUAGCCGAGACAGCUACUAUAUAAAUCACGACCAGUACACCAGCGAGAUGAACGUUGCCCGCCAGUACGGCGGACAGAAGAUAUGGCCCCGAGCCAUCUGGGUUCGCAGAGCGCGGUAUUACAACUCUUCAAGGUUGCGUUGGAACUCCAUUGAACGUGCCCGAGGUGCAUUGGAGGACAAGCUUAUCGACGAUGUGGUUGAAUGGUGCAUGUGGCAUUAUGCAACAAUUCGACAAUCUAGUCAGUCCCUCUUAGACGCAUUGUGCACAUAUUACGACGGCGUCCGACGUCGCACAUUGCCUCGCUUGUAUAAAUCUUUGGACCCGGGGACAGAUGAUGAUCGUAUGAAGGGUGCCCUUUGGACCCUCCAUUACUCGUCCUUCGGUAAAUAUGCCGUCUCCGAGCCAACGCUUUGUCCAGAGUUGUUCAAGAAGCUGUUCGCCUCGCAACAUAACGAAAAGCCUUCCAUCCAAGAUGCUGUCUCCUCCGUGGCAGAUAACUGCAUCGGAAGCUUUUCAGAACCAUCCUAUCUGGUGUAUGACAUACCGAAUCCGGGGUUGGACAAGGCAGUCGCAGAGAUGCGAGACCUGUUGCCACACGAUCCUUCGUCAAAAGCCAUUGUCAACCGUUGCAGAGUUCAGCGCAUAAAGCGGAUCUCGAUGGCGAAUGAAGCCGCCAGACAAACUAUCUCCAUUAUCCAAGAGGUGGGUGAGUCAGAAGACACGCAUUGGAAGUACGCGAUCGCAGCGGUCAGAUGUCUGCGUACGCUUAGUCGACGUGAUGUACCUCUCAACCAUUCGCUCCUGAAAUUCUUCCUGGAAAACACGUACGACGAGCAUCCCAGCGUUCGCUAUUACGCCCAGCGUGCGGUCAUGAAAACACUGAGAAACCUCAAGUUGCGAACUUUCUGUUCGGAUCCAGUCGACCUGGUGCUAGCGCGCAAUCACAACCCAUUGAAGCGAACAGUUACAGUCCAACCAUCUCACCAGUUGACCUCCAAAUACCUAGAGGCUUACAAGGAGCCCGUGAGUCUGGACCGCUCGUCACAAGAAGGUAUUUUCUACGAACACGAUCCACCCGGAUGGUUAGCCUGGCCUUCCAAGUUUAGCCUGCUAGCAUUACCGCAUCAGACGAAGUCAACUUUUCAGCCUUGGGAUCGAACCAGCGAAGCUGCUGUUGCUACUCUGCGAACGGUGGCGAUGGACCCCGAAUUCUGGGAGAAUCUGAUUACUUACUACGCAGAAGAGACCGACGAGGUCUCCCUCACUCAAGAUAAUGUCUCCAUUGUGAAAUCUAUAUUCCAAGUUCUAGAGGAUGAGCCAUUGGAGACGCUGAAACCGCAGUUAGUCGCCCUCAUUCAGGACAAAGACCAGAACAAACAGAGGGCAGCUGCGGAGCUCCUGGCUGGCGUACUCAAUGGAUCCAAGCAUUGGCCGACAAGUAAACAAGAACAAUUAUGGAAGUGGUUCACUCCGUACAUCACGAAGAUCUUCAGACAAAACAUACUCUCAGAUACCUUGACAGUUUGGGUAUCUUUCCUUGAGUAUAUGUUCUACAAUAAGGACCCACGCCGCGUGCAACCUUUGGUAGAUUUCUUAAUUAGUGAAGUCAAAUCUCAGGAUUACAAUGGAGAGUCAUCCUUUGACGCUAUCAAAAUCCUUUCGCCCUUCCGAGCGUUCUAUUCGGAGUUGAACUGGAAGUUCUCUGCUUGGGCGGACGAGAUCAUGGAUCGCUUUUGGAAAGAAAUCAGUAGUGAACAUGAUGAUGUUCGUGCAUAUGUGGGCGAGAUGUUGGCAUUUUCGGCGAAGAUCAAGUGGAGUCCAAAACCAACCAUACCGAAUGUAGAGACCUUCGUGAAGGAAUGCCGUAUUCUUCCAAUCGAAUUCGACAUGAUGGGAAUGCGAGGGUAUUAUCACAAACACAGAGUAGCUGAUUUGGUGGAGAAAUUCGCCGUGUGGCGCGGGCAACGACUCUCGGGUGCUCGUGCAUUUCAGUCGACUUACGAUCGCGUUGGGAUCACAGUCUGCAAGUGGCUCUAUCAAUCACUUCAUGAUACGCAUGCCAUCUCUGUCUUCGAUUACAUACUUCCUUUAUUGCCAGAGACCUUCCGAUUCGCAGAAGGCGACGACAACGAUGAACUGGCUUCGCGAGCUGGGAUGUUACUGGUCAGGAUGUGCGGUGUAACCCCACCUCGGCCACUGAUCAAUCCCAUCCUGGAUGCUAUGUUCGACGCGAUCCAAACAUCACCAUCAUGGAGGGUGCGACUUAAGGCUCUGCCUUUGGUUCAAGUUUUCUACUUCCGUCAAGUCCCAUUGAUUAGCGAAAUCAAAGUAGUGGAGAUCUUGGAGGUGCUCUGCCGUUGUUUGGACGAUGAGAUCGUUGAAGUGAGGGAAAUGGCCGCCACCACAUUGUCUGGAAUCCUUCGAUUGUCCCCCAGACGCAGUGUGAUCACAUUGAAGGACCGCUUCGUCCGUCUAGCCAAAAACAGCCAUAUUCCCGAACGCCAGUCACCAGACUACAACAAAGCUUUGCGUCAGCGUCAUGCGGCGAUUCUAGGAAUCUGUGCAUUAGUGGACAGCUACCCCUACACGGUGGAGAAGUGGAUGCCCGAUCUUCUGGCCAAUGUUCUCGCGGAACAUACCUAUGACCCAAUCCCAAUUUCCACGACGGUUCGAAAGUGUGCUAGUAAUUUCAAGAAGACCCAUCAAGAUACGUGGCAUGAAGAUUCGAAGAAGUUCAAUGAAGACCAGCUCAUAGCGCUGUCAACAUUACUCACCGGAUCAUCAUAUUAUGCUUAA
Molecule: messenger RNA, 6057 nt
Organism: Pleurotus ostreatus (oyster mushroom)
Lineage: Eukaryota; Fungi; Basidiomycota; Agaricomycetes; Agaricales; Pleurotaceae
Exons: 49
Coding region: 1-6057 (2018 amino acids)
Biological process (GO): proteasomal ubiquitin-independent protein catabolic process
Cellular component (GO): cytosol; nucleus
Molecular function (GO): proteasome binding; peptidase activator activity
Source: RefSeq, a predicted model, not a curated record